AUGGCUCGCCCGGUGGAGCUACCAACUGUAGAUGCACUUUUGAAGUCGCUUGGUUCGUAUGCUGGUAGAGACAAGGCUAUCCGAACGCUAUAUUUUCUGAUCCAGCUGCAUGCACAGAAGAGUGCGAAGAGUAAAGAAUGGAUGGUAAUUGCAAAACAAUUGUCAACCACCAGAAUGGUGCUCCGGCAAUUCAAUGGACUGUCACAACUCAAAGCGCUGAGCACGUUACCCGGUUUAUCAAGGAUUUUGGACAAAUUUGAUUUUACUUGCGUGAGCACCAUUACCGUCGCAUAUACCAUCUACUGGGGCGUGGAAUUGUUAGCCUGGCUUUCAGACGCAAGGGUGUUAGCUUACGAUUCGGUACGGCUCUUCCGGUAUUGUCUAUAUCUCUGGCUGAUUGCCAUUGUAGCCGGCGUCUUGAAGCAGAUCCGAGAAGUUUGUAAAAAGGGGCUCGAGAAGGGGCGAGACGAGCUGUGGACAUUGGUGGGCCUUGUUUGCGAUGGGCUAUCCGCCGUCAAUAUGUUGCCCCACAAGGGCUUCCUGUGGUCGGGCAAAUUUUCAACACGACAACAGGCCAGCUUCUCCCUAAUCGCAUCGGCCAUCGGAUGGAGCAAGACGCUA
Mesorhabditis spiculigera is the source of this 621-nucleotide messenger RNA. The record is from the annotation of a GenBank genome assembly. Lineage: Eukaryota; Metazoa; Nematoda; Chromadorea; Rhabditida; Rhabditidae.